AUAAUGCUCAUAUUUUCUUUAGGUGUUGAAAGAUUGGUCCUAAAAAGAAUUAUCCAAGAGUUCGUUCACCUAUUCUCACUAGAGCUCUUGCAAGGAAGAUGGCUGACGAAGCUAAUUUAGAGAAGGUUGCUUUGGAAAAUCGUGUUGAAAAUAUGGAAAAUACUUUGAAGGAAUUGAUGGCUUCCUUCCAAUCUCUUCAAGCAACCUUAGUCACAAGGGCACCUUUGACAACAAGUCCCUUGUUUGAAGGAAAUGUUUCUAUGCCAAAUCUCCCUAUCGCCACAUCUACUCUUGGAAAGGAGCCAAUGUCAUCUUGCCCACCAAAUCCAACUAUUGGUGGAACUUCUAGGACAAAGCCAUUUGUUCUAAAUGCUGGUGUUGCUACAGUUCAAUCUAAUGAUCAAGAAGAGACUCAAGUUGUCAAGUCAAUCACAGCGGAUGAAGACAAGGCAAUUAAAGCGAAGGUGCAGUUGAUGGAGGAAACACUAAAAUCGAUGCAAGGUGUCCAAACCAAUAAACCGGUUGACAUCUCAUCUUUGUGCUUUUUCCCAAACAUUCAAUUGCCCCAUAAGUUUAAAUUGCCUGAGUUUGAUAAGUACAAUGGCACUGGUUGUCCUUAUGCCCACUUGAUGAUGUAUUGUAGGAAGAUGGCUCCUUAUGCCAAUGACGAGAAGCUAAUGAUACAUUACUUUCAAGACAGUCUGACAGGUCCUUCAGAUGCUUGGUUCUCAACUUUAGACAAGAGUAAAGUUAAGAGUUGGCAUGAUUUGACUCACAACUUUAUGAAGCAAUAUGAAUACAAUACAUCAUUAGCUCCUAGUAGAGAGGAUCUUCAAAAGAUAGAAAAGAAACCAAUUGGUGUUGUGGGAAAACAACUGGAGGAUGAGAUCAAGUCUGGAAUUAUCAUGGAUUAUCAAGCAAUGAAGAGUCUCCUUGAACAAUACCAAAAUGAUAGUUCAAGGGUUUCUAGUUCAAAGAAAGUGGGCCAGAAUCAAAAGAAGGAGAAUGAGAAUAGCACUAUAAGUUCAGUUUAUGAGGCGCAUAAUCAGUCACGGGGGCAGUUUAACAAUCGGUUCCAAGCUCCAACUUAUCAAUCAACGACUUUCACAAGUCAAUCAAGGCCCGUUUAUGCCUCUUGGACAAGUCGUCCACAACAAGAGAAAAAGAGACGCUAUUUUGAUAAACUUCCGAUGUCAUAUACUGAAGUGUUUCGACAGUUGAUAGCAGCUAGGCUUGUUACCCCUGUACCUAUGGUGCCAUUAAAUCCACCAUUUCCAAUAUGGUAUAACCCACAAGCAAGAUGUGAAUACCAUAGUGGGGGUGUUGGGCAUGACCUUGAAAAUUGUCUUGCUUUAAAGCACCAUGUCCAAGAUUUGAUAGAUGUAAAGGAGUUACAAAUUACAUCAGAACCUGAGGUUGUUGGUCCAAAUAUCACUAAAAACCCUUUACCCACACAUGAUGGUCCAAUGGUUAAUAUGAUCGAGAAAGAUUCCGAUAAAGGUCAUGAGGUGACUACGUCAACAAAUAAUGAUGGUUUGAGCACUUCUUUUGAGAAGUUGAGCAUAUGUGUCAUUGGUGAAGGAAGGGGCGAUGACAAGCUUACUCUACCUACUCAUGGUGAAGCUUUAGACAACAAGACAGUAGAGAUUCUUCCUGUUCCUAUCAUUAAACUGUAAGAUGUGUCAAUCUUCUUAUGGUUGAGCUUGUGACCAUGAGGAGAGAUGGUUAAAACAAGCCUUCUAUAUUUUAUGAAGCAUUGUAGGCGUGACAAAUAGUGUUCCAUUUAGUUCAUUUCAAUCAAUGAUGUUACUUUCA
Messenger RNA from Rubroshorea leprosula, 1815 nucleotides. The record is from the annotation of a GenBank genome assembly. NCBI's taxonomy places the organism in Eukaryota, Viridiplantae, Streptophyta, Magnoliopsida, Malvales, Dipterocarpaceae.